Molecule: messenger RNA, 2240 nt
Organism: Neocloeon triangulifer
Lineage: Eukaryota; Metazoa; Arthropoda; Insecta; Ephemeroptera; Baetidae
Product: zinc finger CCHC domain-containing protein 8 homolog
Exons: 10
Coding region: 214-2121 (635 amino acids)
Cellular component (GO): catalytic step 2 spliceosome
Molecular function (GO): RNA binding
Source: RefSeq, a predicted model, not a curated record
UUCUGGUGGAGGCUGCACAGUGCACAGCACAACACUAAUGUUUUCUGUGUAGCUAUAAUUUGCUAUCUGCAGAUUAGAAAUUUCCGCACCUUUCUAUAAGAAUUUUGCUAUUUUAUUCAUGGAAAAUUAUCGAGAAUUUUUCAAUAGAUGUCAAAGUAGCUAGUAUUAACCAUACGAAGAAAUUUUAGGAGUCAAAAGGAAUUUGCAUUGAAAAUGGAAGACGCGGUACAAACUAAUAAAUCUUCAUUAGCCGAAGCAACAAGGCAAGAAAAACAGAAAGACAUAGAGAGUGCCAGGUCCAAGAUAAAUGAAAUGCGAAACAAAUACGACCUCAUGCGGAAACGCAAGCUGGACGACGAUGUUCAAAUUAUUGGAGAUGACAAAGCUGAAGUUUCGAUAGAUGGUGAGCAGGCUACAAAGGAUGAAGAGGAUGCGAGUCCUACAAAGAAGGCAAAGUCUGACGAAGUGUCCGCCUCUGUGACCUCAAAGCUCCCAAGCUUUUCAUCUCUUGUUGAGACACCUCUGUACCAGCCGGUUGUGCAACCAGAAGUCCUGGAAAUGCACAAUGAAAAACGAAGCAGAGAAAUUGAGAUUGUUGAUCUUGACGAUGAAAAGUCGACACCACCCAGAAACAAUCGAGAAAAGGAUAAAAAACAACUGGAUUCUCUUGCUGGUCUCAGUCAGAUCACUGAACAUAAAAAAGGCGAUCUUGGCAAAUCUCUUGUUAAGAUUACAUUUUCUGACCAAACAGUUGCUGAUUCAUUUAGCAAAGCUAUCAAGGAGGCAUUGAUCCAAAUACUUUCUGCGCCCAGUGCCACUGAAUGCAGUAAUUCAAGAGGAUCUGAAAAACUUGAAAUCAUAAUUAGAGAAUCCGACUUGAACGAAGAAGUCACUCGACUUGAGGGCCAAAUUUUUACUUUGGACACAGAACCAAUAACAGCUGCCCUGCGAUGGCAAGUGCCUUCAUAUCAGCAGUCUUUUAAAACUAUCGACGGUCAAAUUGGUGAACAAGAGGAAGAAGAAAAAAAAUCUGGAGGCUCGUGCUUCAACUGCGACGGAAAACAUUUAAUCAGUGAAUGUCCGAAGCCAAUAGAUGAGAAGGUUGUCUCAGAACGAAGGGCCAAAUUCAUGUCCGAGAGGCGGUCGAAUCAAACCAUGAGGACUAGCCGGUACCACAUUGACGAGGAGCAAAAGUUUUGCGACCACCGUCCUGGCCACCUGAGUGAGGAAUUGCGAAUGGCACUAGGUCUUCGCCCCAACCAGCUGCCUAUACACAUUUAUCGCAUGAGAGUUUUUGGGUAUCCACCUGGAUGGCUCGAAGAGGCUAAGGUCAGCCAUUCUGGGAUCUCUUUAAUCGAAGACUCAGCAUCACAAUCCAAUGAAGCAGAAGAAACCCAAGGUGAUGCAUAUGAUGUCAGCAAAAUUGUUGAUUACCCUGGAUUUAAUACCCAUUGCCCGAGAGGAACCUUUGAUGAGAGUAGAAUGUUGGGAAUGCCACCAAUGGACUGGAAUUUCAGCAAGGAUGCCAUGGUUCAAAUGAUUGGUGGUAACCAGUCAAAGCCCUACGUGACAAAGAAGCUAGAAAACAGAAAAAGUAAUAGUGGCUCUGAAGUUAAAAAUGAUGACAUGGAUAUUGAACGGCUUGACGAUGAAGUGGUCAUUUUGGAUAGUGUUGGAGCCAGUAACUCUGAUGAAUCUCCAGAAUCCCCUGUUGAGAUCCCCCAGACUGCUGUUGAACAAAAACCUGAUUCACCAGACUUGGAGAUUUUGGAGGCCAACAAACUAAUGAUAUUGGACGAGUUGAAUGUGGGUGUGGUAAAAGACCAAUCCCCACCCAAAUCUCCAGAGCCCAAUAUUGACAACUCUGUGGUCUCUGUGUGUGCUACGCCUGAGCCAUCAAUAGGUAGGAGUAUGUCGACAGCUCUUGGGACACCAGUCGUUGAAAGUUGGACUCCUUUUGAAAAACUUCCUACCGCCGAAAAGUUUUCACAAGGCGUCAGCGAACAUUUGAAUUUUGAAAACUUGCCCGGUGCAACUGGCAAAUAUGAAAAGAUGAAAGGCAUCAUCAACAAGGUCAGGAAGACUAUGAACUGUUUGAACAAUGAAGCUCACUUUGCAUGAAAUCGGUACUGUUUGAAGAGUCCUCCAUUGGGGUCAGAAGUUGAAAGUAAUUUUGCAAACAUGCUGUUAUUUUGAUGAGAUCGUAAUAAAGUAUGAACAUAACAUUUUUAUCCUUUAAA